This is a messenger RNA of Nothobranchius furzeri (turquoise killifish), 4250 nucleotides long. Lineage: Eukaryota; Metazoa; Chordata; Actinopteri; Cyprinodontiformes; Nothobranchiidae. The record is from RefSeq and is a predicted model, not a curated record.
UGCAACUUUGGGUGGCGCCAAAGCUUUAGAAAUGAGGCGAAAAACCUAACCGACACAAGGAAUCGAUUUAUCCUACUUGAGAACCGUUUAUUUUUCACCGUUUCCACGUCGCGCUCGCUGGGUUGGAUGAGACUUCAGCAGGUGAUUGCUCACCAGGAACGGUGAACAUCUUUCAUCGCUGAGGACCGCAGUCCAUUCUCCUUACUUGAUUGUUUCCCUUCAUUGCUUGUGCGCGCAGGUUGGAACGAACAUGAGAAACUUUGCCUUCUGCGCAGGGGAAAGUGAGCGGCACGCUUAAAGAAGUGGAGACAUUCAGAGAACACCGGGAGCUGCCAUCCCCUCGCUAGGAAGAUUAGAGGGUUGACGACAUCCAACAGGAUUAGGUAUUGUGCGGACUAACUCAUCACUCCCACAUCUUUCUGUCUAAAACAUUGCGCAAUGACCUUUGCUGCUCUUGGAAUACAGCGGGUGCGCCCCUGAGGUGGGCAGGCAAUAAGGUCUGACAGAAGAUGCGACGGGGGAGGUGGCUUGUCAGAUGGCUGGGGACAGGAAUGGCAAUCCUCUCGUUGCUUACCUACAGCUGGGGCCAGAACACAGAAGACUGGCAUUAUGAGGAGUGUAAGCUGUCCAGAUCAGGGCCCCCAGCAACAAUAGUGACCAUUGACGAGGAGAGCCCUAACGGUACAGUUUUGGUGGAGAACAUGCAGAUUAAUGGCCGUGCACAGGACCCGGGCAGAACCAUCACACUCACACUGCUGGAUAACUAUGACUACUGGGUGUUACUGGAUCCAUCACAGCAGAGACUUUUCCUCAACAGCACAGGUCGUGUUCUGGACAGAGACCCUCCCAUCUCCAUCACCUCUAUUGUGGUGAAGGUCCAGUGCACCAAUUUGCUGGUCGGCACCAUCAUUUUGCAUGAAGUACGGGUCAUAGUGAGGGACAAGAAUGACAACAGUCCUCAGUUUCAUCAUCCCCGCUACUAUGUUGCAAUUAACGAGCUCACUCCAGUCGGAACAACCAUUUUCACCGGCUUCUCGGGAGAUAAUGGUGCUACAGACAUUGACGAGGGCCCCAAUGGACAAAUAGAAUACACCAUUCUUUACAACCCCAAUGAUCCGACAUCUAACAGGACAGUACGGGUUGGGAACACAAUGUCAGGAACUAUUCUUUUGGCAGAGAGGCUAAACUAUGAAGAUAAAACCCGCUACCUGGUGUUGGUCCAAGCCAGCGAUCGUGCUCUGUACCCUCCCAACAGACGAUCAGCAACUACCAUUCUGACUGUGGAUGUCCUGGAUGGAGAUGACCUGGGCCCCAUGUUCCUGCCUUGUGUUUUGGUGAACAACACCCAAGACUGCACCCCUGUCACCUACCGCUCUGCUAUCCCUGAACUCACUCAGCCGAGCAAACUGAACCCACUGAACGUGACUCCACCUAUACGGGCCAUCGACAUGGACAGAAACAUACAGCCCCCUUCAGACCGACCUGGAAUUCUCUAUUUCAUCCUGGUUGGUCAGCCAGCAACGUACCCAGAGUAUUUCUCCCUGAACAAGACGACUGCAGAGCUGCAAGUUCUGAAACCAAUUAGCAGAGACAUGUACCAAAGGUUCACACUGGUUAUAAAGUCUGAACAGGACAACGGUCACCCCCUCCCAGCAUAUGCUGACCUCAUUAUCGAAAUCCUGGAUGAGAACAAUCAGGCACCAUACUUCCAGUUUGCUACCUAUCAGGGCUACGUGAGUGAAGCCUCCCCAGUGGGUACGACUAUUUCUGCCAGCUCCAACCUCACCGCGCCUCUGGAAAUUAUCGCUUUGGAUAAUGACAUUGAAGAGACGAAGGACCCCAUGGUGCAGAUUACCGUUGGUGACUUUACUGCCAUCUUCAGCCUGACCCCAACUGGGAUAAUCCGCUACCUGAAGCUCCUCAAACCCGUGGACCGAGAGACGAAAAUGGCCUACACUUUCACAUUGGUGGCGUCAGAUGGCGUCCAGCAGAGUAGCCCAGUAACUGUCAACAUCCUGGUUAUCGAUGCCAAUGACAAUACACCUACAUUUGCUCAGGUUUCCUACAGCGUUCAAGUCUUUACAAACAUGCAGCCGGGGGAGACGGUGCUACAGUUAUCUGCAGCAGAUGCUGAUGAGGGUCUAAAUGGUCUGGUAACAUAUGAGAUACUGGCUGGGGCCCAAGGAGACUUCAGCAUUAAUAACUUCACCGGGCGCAUCACCGUGGGUCCUGGUGUCACAUUAACCGUGGGGCGAUCCUACGCGCUGACUGUCAAGGCUUCUGAUAAUGCACCAGAGACCCAGAGAAGGAGCUCUAUCACUACAGUCUACAUCGAAGUUUUGCCUCCCAACAACCAGAGUCCACCACGUUUCCCUCUUGCCACCUACAACCUUGAGGUCAGCGAGGCGAUGAGGGUUGGAGCUAUCCUGCUCAAUUUACAGGCCACAGACAGAGAAAACGAUCCGAUCACAUACCAUAUUUUGAGCGGAGAUUCCCAACAGGUCUUCAACCUCUCAGCCACGAUUGGACUUUUACUUCUGAGAAAGCCUUUGGACCGAGAGACCACAGACCAGUACCGGCUGAUUGUCACAGCUUCCGACGGCCACAUCGGAGGGACAUCUACUACUACCGUGAGCAUCGUGGUCACUGACGUCAACGAUAAUGACCCCGUGUUCAACGUCACCAUGACAACUAACUUUACCGUCCGAGAGGAACAGGCCAAUCUGUUCGUGGGACAAGUCAUGGCUACAGAUGCUGAUGCGGGACUAAACGGCCAGGUUCACUACCGGAUUGUCAAUCAUCCUGACUUGUUUAUAAUAACCAUCAAUGGAAGCAUCUACACUAAAGUGCCACUCGACAGGGAGACACGGAGCCAGUAUGAGCUGGUGGUUGAGGCCUCAGAUGGGGCAGUGGACCCCAGGCGAACUACGCUGACCGUCUCAGUACGAGUUCUGGACAUAGAUGACAACAGUCCGGUCUUCUCACAGCAAAACUACAUAGUGAAUGUACCUGAAAACAGCCCAGUAGGGACCGUGAUUCUGAAUCUAACUGCGGUGGACCCAGACCUUUUCUCAGAAGUCACAUAUCGGAUCAAGACUGAAUCAGCCAAGCAGCUGUUUUCUCUGAACCCUACCACUGGGGAAUUGGCUGUAUUGCAGACCUUUGACUUCGAGGACCUGGCAGCGAUGGGCAUGGGGACCUCUUACAUUUUCCAGGUGGAAGCUGUCGACCAAGGAGGGGCGAUGCCACCAGGCCAAGCUAACAUCACAGUCCGCAUCACAGAUGUGAAUGACUUUGCUCCCGUAUUUAGACGGGACCUAUAUAAAGGCUUAGUGGCACCCAACGCAGAGAAAGGAACAGUCAUCACCUCUGUUUUUGCAGAUGAUCAAGACCCCCCAGGCACUCCAGCAAGCUUUGUUCGCUACAAAGUGGACCAGGAACGGUCGCCGUACAGCGGCAGCAUCUUUGAUGUGGAGUUGGAAACGGGUCGAAUCAUCACCAAGGUCAACCUCAAUGAGCAGCCCAGCGUCACCUUUAAGCUGUAUGUGAUAGCCUUUGAUGAUGGGCAGCCAGUGAAGUCUAAUAGUACUUUGGUGGAGAUCACCGUCCUUCAACCUUCUCUUAUCCCGCUCUUCACCCAGGAAGAGUACAUAUUUCCUCCAGUCAAAGAGUUGGUUCCAACUGGCACUCCAGUGGGGACGAUUCUAGCGGCUGCUGCUACCAAUCAGACCAUCUACUAUUCUAUUGUUGGAGGAAAUGAACUUGGUCACUUUAGGGUGAAUAACAGGACAGGUGUCAUCUCCACUGCAAAACGUCUGGACUAUGAGAACAUUACCAGCUAUGUCCUCAGGGUACAGGCAGACUCCAUGUUGGUUGUCAUGUCCAACCUGCGUGUGCCUUCUAAAACUAACACGGCCAAAGUCUUCAUCCAACUUGAGGAUGAGAACGACAACCCUCCCAUCUUCCCCAGACCACUGUACAUAGGAGGCGUCACAGAAGAUACCAAGAUUUUCACCUCUGUGCUGAAGACAGUGGCCACCGAUCGGGACACCGGGAACUUUAGCGCCAUGGCUUACCGGCUGAUUAUCCCACCCACAACUGAUGGACAGGACAGUUUUGUCAUUGAGACCUACACUGGAGUCAUCAAGUCGGCCAUCAUGUUUCGGAACAUGCGCCGGUCCUAUUUCAAGUUCCAAGUUAUUGCCACGGACAACUAUGGGAAAGGUAACAGCAGCAGUGCAGACGUGGUG